Messenger RNA from Dermatophagoides pteronyssinus (European house dust mite), 3025 nucleotides. RefSeq lists its product as uncharacterized. The record is from RefSeq and is a predicted model, not a curated record. NCBI's taxonomy places the organism in Eukaryota, Metazoa, Arthropoda, Arachnida, Sarcoptiformes, Pyroglyphidae. Gene Ontology annotation, molecular function: voltage-gated potassium channel activity. Gene Ontology annotation, cellular component: voltage-gated potassium channel complex; membrane. Gene Ontology annotation, biological process: potassium ion transmembrane transport.
CUCGAUAUAUCACACACAUCAAUUGAUCGAUUGAUCAAUCGAUAUUAGCCAUUUUUCUUCUUGUUUGUAUAUUUUACAUAAGUCAGUUUUGCAUUUUGCUCAGUGUGUGUGUGUGUGUUCAAUAUGUUUCAAAUCAAAUGUAGAUGAUUUUUUUGGGAAGAAAAAAAUCCUAAUAAGAAUGUCUAAGUAGAUCUGUUAAGAUCAUCAAGGGUUAAGAUUUUUUUUUGAGGAGGGAGAAAAAAUCAAAAAACAUAAAAAACAAUGUCAACAUCGAAUCGAAAUUCAUUUAAUCGUUUAUCAUUAAAUAUUACACCAUCAUCGAUUGCACAUCUUCAACCCCAACAGCAACAACAAUUUCAACAACAACAAAUGUAUAAUACAAUACAUUCCCCGCAACAACCACCACCACCUGUAUAUCAACCACCGCAACCAAGUUGGUGGAAUACCGGACUGGCGGGAAUUGGUGGCGGACGACGUAAUUCAUAUGUUACAAAUAAUGUUAAUCAAAAUCAGAAUAAUUAUUAUUAUAAUGAUGAUAUUGAAGAUCAACAACAACAAUCGAUACCAAGUAUUCAAAUUGAUCAACCAAAUUCACCAACACAACAACAACAACAACAACAACAAUAUUGUUCAUCAUCACCACGACCACGUGCAAAUUCAUCAAUAACAGCAGCACGUAAUAAAUUACGUAUAAUGGCAAUGUUAGAUGAUGUUAGGAAAAAACGUGAAUUACGUGACCGGCGUAAAUCCGAUAUAAUGACUUAUUUAGAUGAUUUAAUUGUACCGGAUGAUCCAACAAUGGCUAAUGGUGCACCAGGUACAUUAAAACUUUAUCGUAGAAGAUUUUUAAUUUAUCAAUUUUUAAAUCAUCCAUCAACAUCAACACCAUGGUCAAUAACAUAUCAUGUUAUGGUAUUUGUUAUUGUAUUUGUUUGUUUAAUAUUAACAAUUUGUGCAACAAUACAACAAGCACCAUUACAAGAAAAAGCUAUAAAAUCUGUUUAUAUGUUAGAAAAAGUUGUUGUUGUUUGGUUUAAUAUUGAAUUUUGUUUAGGUCUUUGGUCUUGUGCAUGUAAAAAACGUUAUCGUGGUUUAAUGGGUAAAGUUCGUUAUCUAACAAUACCAUCAAGGUUAAUUGAUUUUGUCAUUUUGAGUUUUACAACAAUUGUAUUGGUUUUUAAUCCAAGUAAAACUGGACAUGAAGUUUUUGUCGUUUCAGCAUUUCGUGGUUUUCAUCGUUUUUUUCAAGUUGCACAAGUUUUAACAUUAAAUCGUCCGCUAAAACCAUGGAAAGUUUUAGCUUCAGUUAUUUAUGAUCAACGUGAACAAUUAUUCAUUAUUUAUUAUACAGAAUUUAUUGUUCUUUGUGUUCUAGCAUAUGUUGCAUUUCUAGUCGAAAGAGAUACAAAUGAUAAUUUUAAUAGUAUUGCUGAUGCAAUGUGGUGGGCGAUUGUUACACUUUCAACAGUAGGAUAUGGUGAUCGUGUGCCGGUAACAUGGGUCGGUAAAAUCAUAUCAACAAUGUUCACCAUAUUAGGUGUUGCUAUAUUUGCCUUACCAGCCGGUAUUAUUGGUACUGGUCUUGCGUUGAAAAUCGAAGAAGUUGAACGAAAUAAUAUCCGUAAUCGGAAAAAAGUUGCCGCAGCAUUACUGAUACAACGUGCAUACCGAUCAUGGAAAGCACAUCGUACCUAUGAACUGGUAUCGAAAUUUUUUCGUGAACGUCCAAUGCCAAUCUAUAAACAACAUGAUUAUCUUUCAAUGGCACAAAAAUUCAUAGCUCUGGUACAAUUUUUAGCUGCAUUAAAUAAAUUUCGUGAAUUAUUACGACCAGUUGAUUGGAAAACCGUUAUGCAAAGUUAUAGUGAUGGACAAACCGAAGUACUAUUACGAACGAAAUUAGUACAACAAUCGAUUGAAGAAUUAUCACGUCGUAUUGAAAUGACUGAAAAUCGAGUGGCGAAUAUGUCGAUGAAAAUUGAAACCAAACAAAAUACAUUCGAAAGACGUAUUGAUCAUAUACGACAAUUGAUGGAAAGUUGCCAUCGACAAUUACUGGCAAAUCAUUUAUUAGUUGAAUUAUUACGUACAACAAAUUCAAAUAAUCAACGUAAUCAGAAUCUGAAUCCAAAUAAUUCAACAAUAAUGACACAAGGUAGAAAACAUACAUCAUCCAUUGCAUUAAGUCGUCAGGUAAAUCCACAGCAACCACCAGCAGCAACUAAGCAAUCAAUGUUUGCGAAUCAGACCACACAGAAUCGCUCGAAAACACCAACCGCGACAACAAAAUUAUUGAAGAAUCCAUCUUUGAUUGAUAAUUCAAAUGAAUUGAAAUUAUCAACAUCGAAUCCACCGUUGAUAGCUAAUAUGAUGAAACAACAAACAUCAACAACGAUGAUAACAAGACCGAAUCAUUUAAAUUUAAAAAAAUCUAAAUAUCUUUAUCCGAUUGCAUCAUCAGGUAGUAAUACAAGUAUCGAUGAUGUUGAUGAUCAGGAUGAUGAUUAUGAUGAUGAUGAUGAUAAUAUUCAUAUUGUUGAUGUUGAUGAUGAUGAUGAUUUUUUUCAAUCACCAAACAUCAAUAAUCGAUCUUCGAUCAAUUCAAAUCCAGUACAACCACCGCCAUUAUCAUCAACAACAUCAUCAAUAACAACAACAACAACAACAACAGUAUCAUCAUCAUCGGCUGGACCAAUAAUUUCUGUUCCAUCACCAUCAACAACAUUUCCAUUACAACAGCAGCAGCAGCAAGAAAAUCGUCAAUCAAAUAAUCAACAACAACAACAAACAAUGUCAUCAAAUCAACAACAACAACAACAACAAAAUCAACAAUCAUCAAACCAUAGUGGUGGUCAUCAUCAUCAUCAUCCGCAUAAUCAAUAUCGAUCAAGAAGAAUGUCAUUAUAACGAUUGAUUGAUUUAAUUAAUCAAUAAGAUUUUCGGUGCAUUAUUCUUAACCUUGUAAUCAUCAUCAUCAUCAUCAUCAUCUUUAUUAUCAUGUUGGCGCCAUUAUUUUCUAUUUAUA